Molecule: messenger RNA, 2049 nt
Organism: Monodelphis domestica (gray short-tailed opossum)
Lineage: Eukaryota; Metazoa; Chordata; Mammalia; Didelphimorphia; Didelphidae
Gene: GPA33
Product: glycoprotein A33
Cellular component (GO): plasma membrane
Source: RefSeq, a predicted model, not a curated record
GUGAAUUCAUCUAGCUAGUCAGGGUGGUGGCUAAAAGCUCUUUGACUGACUACUUGUCCUCACUUUGAAGCAGAUUUGUGAUAAAGUGAGAGACCAGCCAUGGUGGGGAAGAUGAGAACCCUGCUCUUCAUUCUCUAUGCUUUCUGGGGAACAGCUCAUGCCAUCUCUGUGGUAACACCCACCAAGGUCUUACGAGUGGCCCGAGGUUCAUCUGCAACACUACCAUGUUUUUAUAUGACAACAGUUCCUGGACGAGAUGGAUUCAUCCAAUGGGAUAAGCCUCUAACAACUCCUCCAGAUUCAGUAGUUAUAUGGUCCUUCUCCUCAAAAGAGUACACCUUUGGAACCCGCUACACAAAUCGAGUCAAUAUGACUGGCAAUUAUUUGAAAGAUGAAGCUUCUAUCACCAUUGACCAGCUGACCAUGGAUGACAAUGGGACCUAUGAAUGCCAAAUGAUGCUCAAUGGAGAUUUGGAUGGUAACCGGCAAUCAAGGAUGGAUGUCCUUGUUCUGGUGGCACCCUCUAAACCAGACUGUGGCAUUGAAGGGGAAACUGUGUAUGGAAAUGACAUCAAGCUAACAUGCCAAUCCAAAGAGGGGUCCCCAGUCCCCCAGUACAGCUGGAAGAGAUUUGACACGGAGAACAAGGAACGGCCACUCUCACCACCAGCCACAGGAACGACCCUGCUUUUGAAAAACAUUUCUGCAGAUACUACUGGCUUUUACAUCUGCACUUCUACCAAUGAAGUUGGGACUCAGUUCUGUAAUAUCACCGUUGCUAUCAGGCCUCCCUCAAUGAAUAUCGCCCUGUAUGCUGGGAUUGCAGGAGGUGUGGUUGCUGCCCUCAUCAUCAUUGGCAUCAUUGCAUAUUGUUGCUGCUGUAAGGGCAACAAGGAGAAAGACAGAGAGAGGCCGAAUCGAGAGGACUAUCAAGAACCUUCAGAGAAGAGAGAAAUGCGAAGAAGGAAUGAUGAUGAGGAAGAAGGCAGGAAUCAGGACAGGUGGAGUUCUGGGGAGGGUUCCCCUACGCCCAGUACCCGGUGACCAGAGCUGCCUAAUAUUCCAAAUGGAAGAGGGGAGGAAGAAGGGGGAGAAAGACCAGAAAGAUCCCACUUUGAAUAGUCUCCCUUAGUACUCCCAGAGCAGAGUUUCCCAUCACAUUGUCAGCUCUGUUUAUACAAUGCUUCCUCUCCUUCACUCACGGUCAAGCCUUGCUGAGAAAAUGCUUAGCUUGGGUAUGGUCAGCCUGAACUUCUUGGCUAACUCCUGUGACCUUGUGUGUAUUCCAUAAGAAGAGCCCAGAAGGGGAAGUGUUCAUGGAAGUCAGAUUUUCUUCCACACGCAGGUCUCCUCAAGUUCACAUACAUCUGAGUUCACAUACAUUGGCAUCUCCCUGCAACCACAUUUCUGGUCUUUCAUGUAACUGGAAGCCCUUUUCCCUUGAACUCAUUAGAAAUGAUCUACUUUUUUAAAACCCCACAAAACAAUCCUGGGACUUGAGUGCAGCCAGUCCUGGGUGUAUGCGUCAUCCAUCCUCAGUGCUGCCUCUCAAGCCUUGGGGAACAGAAUUGAUUAUCCAUUUGUGCAAGUUGGCUAAACAUUUCAACUGCAUGGGCUCUCAUUAGCUGAUAUCUGCAGAAUGAAAUAGCUGCAACGGGUGAUCUCGAAGGUCUCUUCAGCUAUGACAUUCUAUGGUUCUACUCUACUCUCUCAAUCCCACUUUGAGGAAAAUGAUUGAGUCCUAAGAAUAAAUCAUAUUUAACUCCAUUCCUGCUCUUUUGUUGGUAUUACAUUUCCCUCACACCCAUCAUAUCCUCCUCUUCCCUCUUCCCAUCUCUAAGGUAUCUCUAGCAUUUCUUAGGUUGUAAGCUCUUAGAGAGCAGGGGUUACACAACUAUACAAAAUUUAGAGCAGCCAGGAUUUGGUGCUGAAAGACAGGCAUUUUGAUGCUAAUUACCAGUGACAGUGAGGCAUUUCUGCAUUUCUCUAUAUACUAAAAAGCAGUUUUGUGAUUUAUAAACUUUAAAAAUGAAUAAAACAAAAUAUAAU